AUGAGUGUAGAACAGUUGGAAGCAAAUUCAGAUUGUAGAGGAGUUGAAGACAUAUCCUUGCUGUCACAUUCAAAAUCCGUGGAUGACGUUUACAUUCCCCAAGUGGCCGAAAACUGCAAACCAAAGGUGUCUAGAAGAGCUUAUGGAUGUUUUGGUGAUGUAGUUGUAUUUGAUACAACUUACAACACUAAUCAAUAUGGUAUGAUAUUUGCACCCUUGGUGGGGGUGAACAAUCAUGGUCAAACGGUGCUUUUUACAUGUGCCUUUUUAAGUGAUGAAAAAACGGAAUCAUUUGUUUGGUUGUUUGAGCUAUUAAAGGAUAGCAUGCCGACGAACAACCCAAAAAUAAUCAUUACCGAUCAAGAUCCUGCAAUGACAAAGGCUAUAGUUCAGAGCUUACCGAAUAUAUUUCAUAGGUAUUGUAGUUGGCACAUACUUGAGAAGUUCUCUACGUAUUUAAAUGCGAUCACCUAUAGAGAUUUUUAUAAGGACUUCCAACAAUGCAUUUGGGAGUCAGAAUGCCCUGAAGAGUUUGAAAGAAAAUGGGUGACUACCAUCGAGAAGGCAAGCCUAGAUAACAAUGAUUGGUUAAAAUCAAUAUUUGAGCUACGUUCAAGAUGGGUGCCUGCAUAUGUUAACCAUAUAUUCUCAGCUGGAAUGUCAAGUAGCCAACGUGCGGAAAGCUCCCAUGCAUUUUUCAAGAAAUAUGUUUCGAAGAGAAACUUAUUGAUGGAUUUCAUACGAAGAGUUAGGGGCUGA
Messenger RNA from Ziziphus jujuba (common jujube), 759 nucleotides. Its product is annotated as protein FAR1-RELATED SEQUENCE 5-like. NCBI's taxonomy places the organism in Eukaryota, Viridiplantae, Streptophyta, Magnoliopsida, Rosales, Rhamnaceae. The record is from RefSeq and is a predicted model, not a curated record. The transcript has 2 exons. The coding region runs from base 1 to 759 and encodes 252 amino acids. Gene Ontology annotation, biological process: regulation of DNA-templated transcription.